GGGUGUGUGCGGGAGAGCGAGCGUCCACGCCUUCGGGGCCAGAGAGAUACUGCGGUGGGCUUCUCCCGAGCCUCGGCCUUCGGCUGCUCGGUGCCCAGCCUGCCCGCGCCGCGUCUGGGAAGCUGCUCGGCUCUUUCUCCUGGCCGAGCCUUCCCCUCCAUCCUUUCAUCCACCCCUCGCCCAUCUUACUUUUUCUUUGACCCACCCGGCUGCAGCCAACCACCCCGGCAAGCGGUGCCCACGCCCGGGUGGUCUCCAGUGCUUCCCUACACCAACCUCUUCCCACCUGUCUUUCUGUGGCGUUCCUUUUCGAGCCAAUCCAAGGCUCACCCUUCCUUGGAAAUUGUUUUGCUGGACUGCUCUAUCGAGGCGAGCACAGCUCGAGGACUUAAUUAUUAUUUUGAUUCUUUUCAUUCCCUCCCCUCUGGGCAACGGAGCAAUGAAAUUUCCAAUCGAGACUCCAAGAAAGCAGGUGAACUGGGAUCCUAAAGUGGCUGUUCCUGCGGCAGCCCCACCCGUGUGCCAGCCCAAGAGUACCACUAACGGGCACCCUCCAGCUCCCCGCCUCUCCAUUUCCUCUCGAGCCACGGUGGUAGCCAGGAUGGAAGGUGCCUCCCAGGGGGGCCUGCAGACUGUCAUGAAGUGGAAGACCGUGGUUGCCAUCUUUGUGGUCGUGGUGGUCUACCUCGUCACGGGUGGCCUCGUCUUCCGGGCACUCGAGCAGCCCUUUGAGAGCAGCCAGAAGAACACCAUCGCCCUGGAGAAGGCAGAAUUCCUGCGGGACCACAUCUGUGUGAGUCCCCAGGAACUGGAGACGCUGAUCCAGCAUGCCCUUGAUGCUGACAAUGCAGGAGUCAGUCCAGUAGGAAACUCUUCCAACAGCAGCAGUCAUUGGGACCUUGGAAGUGCCUUUUUCUUCGCCGGGACAGUCAUCACCACCAUAGGGUAUGGCAAUAUUGCACCAAGCACCGAAGGAGGCAAAAUCUUUUGUAUUUUGUAUGCCAUCUUUGGGAUUCCACUCUUUGGUUUCUUAUUGGCUGGCAUUGGAGACCAACUUGGAACCAUCUUUGGAAAAAGCAUCGCGAGAGUGGAGAAAGUCUUUCGAAAGAAACAAGUGAGCCAGACCAAGAUCCGGGUCAUCUCAACUAUCCUGUUCAUCUUGGCCGGCUGCAUCGUGUUUGUGACAAUCCCUGCUGUCAUUUUCAAAUACAUCGAGGGAUGGACAGCGUUGGAGUCCAUUUAUUUUGUGGUAGUCACUUUAACCACAGUGGGCUUCGGUGAUUUCGUGGCAGGGGGGAAUGCCGGCAUUAAUUAUCGGGAGUGGUACAAGCCCCUGGUGUGGUUUUGGAUCCUUGUUGGCCUUGCCUACUUUGCAGCUGUUCUCAGUAUGAUUGGAGAUUGGCUGCGAGUUCUAUCCAAAAAGACAAAAGAGGAGGUUGGUGAGAUCAAGGCCCACGCAGCAGAGUGGAAGGCCAACGUGACAGCCGAGUUCCGGGAGACGAGGCGGCGGCUCAGUGUCGAGAUCCACGACAAACUGCAGCGGGCGGCCACGAUCCGCAGCAUGGAGCGCCGGCGACUGGGCCUGGACCAGAGAGCCCACUCGCUGGACAUGCUGUCACCAGAGAAGCGUUCCGUCUUUGCUGCCCUGGACACGGGCCGCUUCAAAGCCUCAUCGCAGGAGAGCAUCAAUAACCGACCCAACAACCUGCGCCUUAAGGGGUCGGAGCAGCUCAACAAACACGGGCAGGGCGCCUCUGAGGACAACAUCAUCAACAAGUUCGGGUCCACCUCCAGACUCACCAAGAGGAAAAACAAAGACCUCAAAAAGACCCUGCCUGAGGAUGUGCAGAAAAUCUACAAGACCUUCCGGAAUUACUCCCUGGAUGAGGAGAAGAAAGAGGAGGAGACUGAGAAGAUGUGUAACUCGGACAACUCCAGCACAGCCAGGCUCACCGAGUGUAUCCAGCAGCAUGCAGAGAUGGAGAACGGCAUGGUACCCACAGACACCAAAGACCAGGAGCUAGAGAACAACUCUUUACUUGAAGACAGAAACUAAAUGUUAAGGACACUGGAUGAGGACUAAGUGUUGUGUGGUCUUUUGUUUUAUUUUUUAAAUAUUACACUGAGACAUGUGCCUUAAACAGACUUCUUGUUAGUCCAAAAUUACAUAGCAUUGAAGAAUAUAUUUCACUGUGCCAUAAAUGACUGAGAGCUUGCUCUGCCAAAAUGAAUCAAAGAACAAGAACUUCAUUUCAAACAGCAGCUGCGGGACACACAGGGGGCAUUCACACACGUAGCAGGUUGGGGCUGCACAUGGGAAGGGGGUUCCCAUAGCGAUGCUGUGCCGCCGGGUGGUGUCGCCUCAGCUCGGCGUGCAGACAAGGGCAGCUAUUCCUUAGACUAGCCUCUGAAGGGA
Molecule: messenger RNA, 2416 nt
Organism: Octodon degus (degu)
Lineage: Eukaryota; Metazoa; Chordata; Mammalia; Rodentia; Octodontidae
Gene: Kcnk10
Product: potassium two pore domain channel subfamily K member 10
Exons: 7
Coding region: 440-2056 (538 amino acids)
Biological process (GO): potassium ion transmembrane transport; stabilization of membrane potential
Cellular component (GO): membrane
Molecular function (GO): potassium ion leak channel activity
Source: RefSeq, a predicted model, not a curated record